Spirodela intermedia is the source of this 3133-nucleotide messenger RNA. The record is from the annotation of a GenBank genome assembly. NCBI's taxonomy places the organism in Eukaryota, Viridiplantae, Streptophyta, Magnoliopsida, Alismatales, Araceae.
AUGGCAUCUGGUAAUGUGUUUUUUGAUGACAUGCGUACAAGUCCCGAGGUUAUUGAUCCACCAAAGAAUGAAGACCUGGUGGAUGUCAGUGAACACGUUAAUGACCCAAUUCAGUUUUCACCAAAGUCCAAUAUCACCGUUUCUAGCAGUGUUCGUGAGCUGUUGGAAUGCCCCGUAUGCUUGAAUGCUAUGUACCCUCCAAUUCACCAGGUUUGAGUAAUCAUUUAUUUUAAUUUUCCUUAAUAUAUGUAUCAUCUUUUUAAUGCAUUUUUUCUACUCGUCAAGAGAAGCUACUGGACAUCCCCUUGAUUUCUUGGCUUUUAAAUCCCACAAAUAAGCUUGUAUAGAUCGAAUGUGAGCAGACAAUAUCAUGCUGGCAUAUUUUAAGCGGUAGGCAUAAUUAUAAGUAGGAUUUUAUAUUUUUCCCCAUCAAGGUUAGAACACCUUUGAUGGAUGAAUUGGGAUAUUGUGUUUUCGAGUUAAGAUCACAUCUUGGUAUUGUUUACUACAGUAUGUUACUUGAUGCACAUAGUGUAACAGAACACUGGAAUCUCCACGUGGAUAGAUCCUCCUCAUCUACUCUUCUCACAUAUUUCCUAAUGAAACACAAUUGAAACUUUGAGAUUAUUUGGUCUUGUUUUAGUGAAUUUAUUUCUUAGUUGUCAUCCAAAGUUUGGUAGAAUGUGUGAGGACGUUGGCCUCCAAGGUGACUGAGUCAUUAGUUGACUAGCUUAUGCCUAGGUGAAAUGGAAUUACCUUUCUUAAUUUUAUCUAGUGAUAAUUUUUAUGGGGUGACAAACUUGUGGAAUCGAGAAGAUAUUCAGGACAUUACGUUGCUUAAAAUAAUAUAAUCUUAUUUAUUUCGUGAUUAGUAUAUGAGAUAGCUCUACCUCUAGAGAAACCUGGUUUACUUUUCGUGGUUUUUUUUUUUCUUUGUGAUAUUUUUCACAUGUUAAUGUGUGUUCAAUUAACAGAGAUUCAAAGUUAGAGUUUGUGAUUUUUCUGUCUGAAGGUUUAGAAUGUAUGACUGAUAGUCAGCUGGGUAAACUGUAUAAUUUUUUUAUCGAACAUCCUAAAUUUCAACAGAAUGAAGCUUUGAAAUUGACAUUUUCUGUGCAAUGUGAUUGAUAUGUUUUGUGGUGCCUCGUGAUAAAUGUUCUAAUUAGGAUAGAUACCAUUUAACUUGAUCAAGGCCACCGAAGUUUACCCUUCUUCUAAUUAGCAUGAAUUUCAACUUCACGAAAAUUUAACUUCAUGAACUUUGCAUUAAUGACUUCUACUCUUUUUUUAUAGUUUUCUUAACUUAUUUUUUCCUUGCUUCUUAUAACUUACUUGUUCCCCUCUCUGUGUGGAAGAUAUUUCUCCUCAUUGAUUUCUCAUCCAGAAGUUCUUCCAUACCCUGCCCGGUCUGAAACUCUGUUUGAAUCUUCUCUGGCCCCCAUAUAAUAAUAAUCUCAUCAAUAAUAGCUUCCGUCUGAAGAUCGUUGAUUCAUAUACAAACUUAAAGGCCAAGAUGUUUCUAUUUAUGAGCACCCACGUUUUAAAAAAAAAUCAUUAAGCUUUUGUUUUGCCCCUCUUCUCUUUUCAGUGCUCAAAUGGCCACACCCUUUGUUCUGGGUGCAAACCACGUGUACACAACAGAUGCCCAACUUGCAGGCACGAGCUUGGCAACAUUAGAUGCCUUGCUCUGGAGAAAGUCGCUGCUUCUCUGGAACUACCGUGCAAAUACCAGAAUUUUGGCUGUGUGGGGAUCUUUCCAUACUACUGCAAGUUGAAGCACGAAUCUCUGUGCCCGUUCAGACCGUUCAACUGCCCGUAUGCUGGAUCGGAGUGCACGGUCGUGGGGGACGUGCCUUCCUUGGUGGCCCAUCUCAAGGACGACCACAAGGUGGACAUGCACAGUGGAAGCACCUUCAAUCACCGCUAUGUCAAGUCGAACCCCCAUGAGGUUGAGAAUGCCACGUGGAUGCUGACGGUAACCUUCAUAGCUCCAUUCCAUUCUGAAUAAAAGAUUGAAAUUAUCUUUUAGUUAUUAAUCCCUUGUUUGACAUAUGACUUUCAUGCUCAUCAUGUCUUGUAUAUGUUGAUGGGUACCCUUCAUAGUUCCCUCAAUGUUGAACAAAAAAGAAGAAGCGAUUUAUCUAUUUAUUAAUUUCUUGAUUAGCGUAUUACAUUCAUAGUUCUCACACUAUCUGUAUCUGGAUGGUGACAGCAAUAUUCAAUGCACUGUUGCAGCUCGAAGACAAAAUGAUGAUUAUUUUAUUUGCUAAUUAUUUUUUUGAUAUAUUAAGUACUUUUCUCACAUUAUGUGGAUCUUGACAGUAAUAUCCGUAGCUCUUUUGCAUCCUGAUUUUUUUUUGCAAUUUUUAUCUUUUAUUGAUUGCUUAAUUGAUAAAUGGCUGACUUUCAUAGUUCUCAGUGUGGAUGCUAAUGGCAACAUUCAUAGUUCCUUUCAAUCUUGAAGAGAACAUUUUGGUUAAGUCCCUUCAUUAACUGCUUGAUUAAUUCAUUACUUUCAUAGUUGUCGCAUUACAUGAAUACUGAUUCUAACACUCAUGUCCCUUCUUCUUCCUGAAGAAUAAAAAAAAAAUAGUCUGCCUAUUAAUUACUUACAAAGGGAGUGCCAGAUGGCAUUGGCCUUUAUAACUGAACGCUUGAUCUGGAUGCCUGCCUAAUCUGGAUGCUGGGCUGUAAUAUUCAAAUCUCUUUUUGAUCUUAAAUUUAAAAUGUCAAGUAUCUUAUUUAUUAGUGUGGAUGCUGGCUAUAAUGCUAUUUUUGAUGGCGAUUAAGGGCGUUGACUUUCCUCGUCCAGGUCUUCAGCUGCUUCGGGCAGUAUUUUUGUCUGCAUUUUGAGGCAUUCCAGCUGGGGAUGGCGCCUGUGUACAUAGCGUUCCUCCGGUUCAUGGGGGACGACAGUGAGGCGAAGAACUACCGGUACAGCCUGGAAGUUGGGGCAAAUGGGAGGAAGAUGGUCUGGCAGGGGGUGCCCCGCAGCAUACGGGACAGCCACCGCAAGGUGAGGGACAGCCAUGACGGCCUCAUCAUCCCCCGCAACAUGGCCCUCUUCUUCUCCGGCGGAGAUCGCAAGGAGCUCAAGCUCAGGGUCACUGGGAGAAUCUGGAAGGAACAGUAA